Molecule: messenger RNA, 1235 nt
Organism: Sphaerodactylus townsendi
Lineage: Eukaryota; Metazoa; Chordata; Lepidosauria; Squamata; Sphaerodactylidae
Gene: SNRNP25
Product: small nuclear ribonucleoprotein U11/U12 subunit 25
Exons: 5
Coding region: 21-464 (147 amino acids)
Biological process (GO): mRNA splicing, via spliceosome
Cellular component (GO): U12-type spliceosomal complex
Molecular function (GO): protein binding
Source: RefSeq, a predicted model, not a curated record
AGGCCGGGCAGAACAGCAGCAUGGCGGGCGAGGAGGAGGGCGAGGAGCUGGCGCACGCCGAGGCGGUGGCGCUCUGGCAGGCCGGACUGGCGCGCCUCGUGCGGGACCCGCUGCUCUGCGACCUGCCGGCUCAGGUGACCCCGGAAGAGAUUGCCUCGCAGGUGGCGCUGGAGUACGGCCAGGCGAUUACGGUGCGCGUGCGCAGACCGGACGCCGCGGAGCCCAUGCCGGUGGUGGUGGUGCAGCAGGCGGCCGUGCUGGACCUGAAGAAGGCCCUGCAGCGCUUCCUCCAACUCCGCCAGGAGCGCCAGGGCGGCGUCCGUCACAUCAGCUGGAGGCGCGUGUGGCGGACAUACAGCCUGGCCUUCGGGGGCGAGAAGCUGGACGACGAUCGCAAGAAGCUUCGCGAGUAUGGCAUCCGGAACCGGGACGAGGUCAGCUUCGUGAAGAGGCUCCGCAAGUGAGGCGAGUCUGGCGCCUUCCCACCGAUCCAGACACGGGCUUAGUGGGAUCUCCGCCCUGAUGUGUGUGGAUUGCUCAGCCCCCCCCCCCCCCCCGAACUUGGCUGGUUUCAGCAGUUACAUAGAGGGCCUGGCUUGGCAGGGGGCUUGCAUCCUUCCAGGAGGCUCCAGUUGAUGGGGGUUGGGGUCGGCCAACUCAGCCCGUAGGUUUCCACUGUGAGACAUCUUUUUAAGGGAAAGUGCAGGGCAUCUGUUCCCAUGCGGGUGUCAAUAAAUGCUGGAGAUGAGAUUGAAGUAUCCAACCAUGCCUUUCAGUGGCCAUUUUGAAGGGGUGUGUGGUGUUUCUGUCUCUGGCAUCUUCUCUCUUUGAUGGUAUGGGGGGGAGGGGUUUGAGCCUGGCAGUGUUUUCUGUCUCUAAUCACAGAGAGCCCCCCAUCCAAGGAGUGUGUUGCAUUCCCAUUGGAACGAAGGGGCCUUCUCUGACAUCUGUGUGAAGCCUGCUGCGAGGGAGGGUUGUUUGAGCCAGAGUUGCUGCCACGGGGCCCCGUGAGCACAAAGGCCCAUCCUCAGCCACUCCUUGGAGCAGACCUGCUUUUGACAGCUCCUCUUAUCUGCAAGCAACGCAAGGAGCAACAGGGCUGCCACAGAGGCGCAGAAGUGGCUGGAAGGCAGCUCCUGAGAAGCAGACACUGCUGUACCCAGCUGAGCGCCCCACGCCACUGGAGAUGCACAGGGACAUUUCCAUUUCCCCAAUAAAACACAAGUGCAAUACAA